This is a messenger RNA of Paramecium tetraurelia, 810 nucleotides long. RefSeq lists its product as uncharacterized. NCBI's taxonomy places the organism in Eukaryota, Ciliophora, Oligohymenophorea, Peniculida, Parameciidae. The record is from RefSeq and is a predicted model, not a curated record. Gene Ontology annotation, biological process: plasma membrane phospholipid scrambling. The transcript has 4 exons. Gene Ontology annotation, cellular component: plasma membrane. Gene Ontology annotation, molecular function: phospholipid scramblase activity.
AUGUAAUAUCAUUACCCUUAAGCUCAAUAUUAUCCUUAGCAAAAUUAUGUAUCCCCUAUGUAAAUGGAUGCUGGCUUUAAUUCUGGCUUAGAUGCAUUAUCAAGAUGCCCAAGUGUCUUUAUAAAAUAACGUCCUGAUUAUUUAGAGACAUUAGGGGUUUGUGAAAAAAAAAAUGCCUAUUUCGUUUAUCAAUCUGACUCGAUGGGAAAUAAACCAGAUUUCAAGCAAUAGGCUCCAAUUUUUAAAUGCAAGGAGGAGAGCAGCUGUUGGCAAAGGAAUUGCCUUCCUGGAGCAUGUAGAGCAUUUGAUUUGAAAGUUAAAUAAUAUAAUGAACGAUAAGAUACUAACACAGUAUUUAGGAUGAGUAGAGAAUUCAGAUGUACCUGUCUUUGUUUUGAGAGACCUGAGAUGGAAGUUCAAUUGUCGAAUGGAGUAAAGAUAGGAACUAUUAAUUAUCCAUUUAUGUUUUGUGAUAAAGGUGUGGAUAUUUUGGAUGAGAACAAUCAAAUAGUCUAUACUAUAAGAGGAAGCUGUUGUUAAUGGCCAUUUUUAGUCAAUCUGCCUUGUGAAACAUGUUAAAGGGCUAGAUUUGAUAUUAUGGAUUCUUAAGGAUAAAAAAUAUCUGAAUUGUGGAAAGAAUCUGCAGGAUUUUGUAAUGCAUUAUGCGAUGUUGAUGCUACUAAUUUUAGACUUUUAUUUCCGAUGCAAGCGUCUAGUAGAUAAAAAGCUUUGUUGUUAGCUGCUGCUUUAUUUAUUGAUUUUAAUUAUUUCGAAGAGUCCCCUUAGGAUAAAUAAAAUAAUUAAUUUUGA